This is a messenger RNA of Vollenhovia emeryi, 1295 nucleotides long. Its product is annotated as THAP domain-containing protein 1-like. Gene Ontology annotation, molecular function: sequence-specific DNA binding. Bases 121 to 954 code for a protein of 277 amino acids. Lineage: Eukaryota; Metazoa; Arthropoda; Insecta; Hymenoptera; Formicidae. The record is from RefSeq and is a predicted model, not a curated record. The transcript is spliced from 6 exons.
CAACUACUGGUUAUACUGUGGCCUUACCACGGCGUAGUGCGGCGUAGGCAAGCGUAGGCUGGUAUAGGCUGUCAGCAAUAGAUAUUUUAUAAAUUUAUUUCGUAAAAUACAAAAUAAACAAUGUCUUAUUGCUGCAUUUGCAAAUCGCAUUCUGGCUCUCAUGCAGAUAUUACAUUCCAUACUAUACCACGGUCAGAAGAUUUGAGAGCAAAGUGGAUUGCUGUAAUCGGAAAAAAUGUUUCUAAUUACAGCAAAGUGUGCAGUGAUCAUUUUAAACCAAGUUUUUUCCAAUAUAAAAUCAAUAAGCUUAAUAACAUUCAAAGACAUUUAAUAAAAGGAGCAAUUCCUACAGCAGAAAAAUGCCAGGGUUUACACGAUACAAGGGAAUUGAAGUUGGUCAACGUAAAGUCAGAAUCUUGUGAAUCAGAACUAGUAAAUAUCUUAAAUAAUGAAAAUUCAGCAGUCCAACACCCUAGAGAAAUUAAAGAUGUUUUAUCUCCUGUGCCUCUAUAUAAUGCGGACAAUAGUCAGAACGAUUCAAUGUCAACAAGGGAAUUGAAGUUGGUCAACGUAAAGUCAGAAUCUUGUGAAUCAGAACAAUCAGAACUAGUAAAUAUCUUAAACAAUGAAAAUUCAGCAGUCCAACACCCUAGAGAAAUUAAAGAUGUUUUAUCUCCUGUGCCUCUAUAUAAUGCGGAUAAUAGUCAGAACGAUUCAAUGUCAACAAGAAAAAGAAAACUAUCUACAGACGUAGCCACCACAUGCAAUAAGGUACGAACUGUCAAAUUUAUUGGAGAUCUUUGCCCUGAAGAUUUUACUUCGCCCGAAUGCUAUAAUGUGGUUAAGAAAUAUCUGAAAACACACAAAACCCGAGUAAAUAGUCUCCAAAAGCAAGUUAGUCGACUAUCAAAGAAAGUCAAAAACCUUGAAGAUUUGCUUUCAGUUACACGAUAAGGGUAAUGCUGUCGAUGAUCUGAAGAUCUUUUGAAAUUGGCUAAACUGUACCAAGCAAAGAAUCUCACGUCGAACAAAUGAUAGUGACACAAAUAAAAUUAUUAAAAAGUGCAGUAUAGGCGACAGAGCUUGAAGUUAAAUGCAAAAGUAAUUCUGUUGAAGUUCGUGACAUUUGCUUUGAUUCCUAAUAGUAGAAUUCAUUAGAUGCAAUAUAUCUUUGAUAUAUUAACCUUUUUUUCUUUAUUCAUAUUAAUUUAUAUAGAUAUCAAAAUAGGUAUUCGCCGCGUAAUUUUUAGAAAGAACUCUGCUUGUAUCUAAAAAAAAAGCACAAACGGAAACUU